ACUUCACAGUCCACUCAGGGCCGCUCAUCCUCAGGUUGGGCCGAGCCACACGUUUGGGCCUUGGCGAGCCUGGUGGCGAGGCCUUGUCUUCUUCGGGCGCCAGCUUCUGCUCCCCGUCAGUAGUCGGCUCAGCAUCGGUGUUGCCGUGGUGACACCCGAGCAGAGUCGCAGCCCACAACUCCGAUUCGGCAGGCGGUUCGCCUCCCAAAUCCCCGCUCGGCCGCAGCGCCGCCAUUCAGCCAUGGCGAUGGUCUCCGGAGCCAAGAGGAGGAGAGGACUGGAGGAAGAACAAGAGGAAGAUGAAGACCGCAUCAGCCGCCUCCCUGACGGCGUUCUCGGCGACAUCGUCACCCUUCUCCCGACCAACGACGGCGCCCGCACGCAGGUGCUCUCCUCCCGCUGGCGCCACAUCUGGCGCUCCGCUCCUCUCAACAUCGAUCUGGACAUCGAUCCCGAUUACCCCCUCGGCGCCCACAACGUCACCGAAGGCGUAAUCUCGCGCAUUCUCUCCGCGCAUCAAGGCCCCUGCCGCCGCUUCUCCAUCCCGGAGCACUACCUCCUCUACAGGGACCUCCGCGUCACAAGCCUGGACGGCUGGCUCGAGUCCCCCGCCCUCGACAGACUCCAAGAGCUUGAGUUCCACUACGGCCGUCCUCAUUCGUCGAAUUUAGCGCCGCUGCCGCCGCCGCCUGCAUCCGUACACCGCUUCUCGUCAACCCUUCGCGCUGUCAGCUUCGGGGGCUGCGGUUUUGCGGAUGGAAACAAUGCCAGCGGGCUCCACUUUCCGGUUCUCAAGCAGUUGAGCCUUUCGGAUGUCAAAUUCUCCGAGACUUCUCUACGUGCCCUGCUAUCUGCCUGCCCUGUCCUGCAGAGCUUGCUGCUGAGGGGAAGCAUUGGCUUAUCUCGCGUACAAAUUGCGUCCCCGACCCUCCGAAGCAUCGGCGUGCGCUCUAAUCAUGGACGCGUGAUUCUGCGACAACUCAUCAUCGAGGAUGCCCCCUGUCUAGAAAGGUUACUUUGCUUUGAUUACUUGGGAAUCACCAUAUCGGUGAUCUCGGCGCCAGAAUUGCUUGUUUUGGGGCCACUAUCUGAUCGCAGUCCCAGACUCGAGUUUGGCACCACAGUCAUUCAGGGAGGAUCAGGCUUUGUUAGCUUGAAGAUGGUGUUGCACAGUGUGAAGGUCUUAUCAUUAUUUGAGGAGCGACUUAGUUUGGAUGUGGUUAUUGAAUUCAUGAAAUGUUUUCCCUACUUGGAGAGGUUGUACAUCCAGACAAGAAUGGCAGGGGAGAAAAAUGUGUGGUGUCGUAAGUACAGGAAUCUUAUUGGCACUCUUGAUAUUCAUCUGAAGAAAAUUGUGUUGGCUGGCUAUCGAGGCAACACGUCGCAUGUUAAUUUUGUUAAGUUCUUUGUUUUGAAUGCGAGAAUGCUAGAGUCCAUGAGGCUUGAGUUAUUUAUUGGACUUGAAGAUCCCAGCAAUGCAUGGAUUGACAAACAACAUAGACUACUUCAGACAAAAAAUAAGGCUUCAAGGGAUAUACAGCUUGAUUUUGCGUCUCAUUAUGGCCUCCGUCUGACGCAUUCCUUUUUUCGCCCUGAGCAAGUACACGAUUUGUCAACAGCUGACCCCUUUCCAUGAUCGGGCUGAUUCCUUCUUAUGACCAUAAUAACCUCUGUCCUGACUUGGAGGUAAUUCUAUGCUUUUCAUAUCUGAGACUUGAGUCAGCAGCAGGGAAGUAAUGGAACAAAAUAUACAUUUGCACAUCCCGGCAAACCAACUCUUGGUCUACUGGUUGUCCUACGUGUUUCAUUAUACAUAUUGAUACUGGUCUGAAGUUUAUCUGUGGUAUAUAUGGCUUCUGUAUAUCCCUAAUCACAACAUUUUGCUCCAUUUUAUAGACUGAAUUCUAUACUUGGGCUA
Messenger RNA from Sorghum bicolor (sorghum), 1918 nucleotides. RefSeq names its product F-box/FBD/LRR-repeat protein At1g51370. The record is from RefSeq and is a predicted model, not a curated record. NCBI's taxonomy places the organism in Eukaryota, Viridiplantae, Streptophyta, Magnoliopsida, Poales, Poaceae. Bases 242 to 1636 code for a protein of 464 amino acids. Gene Ontology annotation, molecular function: protein binding. The transcript is spliced from 3 exons.